AUGCAUGUGUCACUGGCAGAGGCUCUGGAGGUUCGGGGGGGGCCACUGCAAGAAGAGGAGAUCUGGGCAAUUUUGAACCAGAGUGCAGAGAGCCUCCAAGAACUCUUCAGGAAAGCUGACCCCAGCACUCUGGGAUUCAUCAUUUCUCCAUGGUCUCUGCUGCUGCUCCCAUCUGGCAGUGUCUCCUUCACUGAUGAAGAUGUCUCCCAGCAAGACCUGCGAGCCUUCACAGCCCCAGAGGUGCUGCAGAACCACUCCCUGUCGUCCCUCUGCGACGUCGAGAAGGUCCAUAUUUAUUCCCUGGGUAUGGCACUCUUCUGGGGAGCUGACUAUGAAGUUCCUCAAAGCCAGCCCAUCAAGCUUGGAGAUCACCUCAACAGCAUCCUGCUUGGCAUGUGUGAAGAUGUCCUCUACGCCCGGGUGUCUGUCCGGACGGUGCUGGACGCCUGCAGUGCCCACAUAAGGAACAGUAACUGUGCUCCUUCUUUCUCCUAUGUGAAGCACUUGGUCAGGCUGGUUCUGGGGAGCCUCUCUGGGGUGGAUCAACUCUCCUGCAAUGGAGAGAGAAGGUUGCAGCCCGACAGGAGCCAGGCGAUUCGGGAGAGGCUGAGGGGAAAAGGACUUCCCACAGGAAAACCCUUGGUGGCCACUGCAGCUGAUGGGCACAGAGCUCCCUUCUGCCAGCAGCCCACACUCAACAAAGGACUCAGCAAGUCCCUGGGGUUUCUUUCCAUCAGAGGGACACAAGGGGAGGAAGAGUUCUUCCAGGGCAUCGCUGCAGAUUCCAGCUCGGGGCAGGAGGAUGUUUUCUGCCCUCAGCGGUGCGGAGGCAGCGAGCUGGGGAGGAAAGGUCACCUCCAGGCGGCUGCUGCUCCCCCCAGGCGGAAAGUGUGGGCUUCCUCCACGGACCUGCUGGCCUCCACUGAGCAGGCAGCUGAGAGGGAGCGUGCUGGGGGCUGCCAUGGGCACAGCCAUCAGUGGGAGGUGCUCCCAGCACGGACUUGUGCUGCUGCCAGGAGCAAGGAAGCCAGGUACUCCGACGGCAGCCUCGCCAUGGAUGUCUUCGGCCCUCAGAAGCUGGAGCCAGGGCGCCACGGGCCUGAGACGUCGACUGCUGCUGCCAUCUCCAGUGCCUUUGACAGGAUCAGGGAGAGGCAGAAGAAGCUGCAGCUGCUGAGGGAAGCUAUGAAUGUAGAAGAGCCCCUGAGGAGGUACAAGUCCUACCACAGCGACGUCUACAGCACUUCCAGUGAGAGCCCCUCGGUGGUUUCUUCAGAGCCAGAUUUCAGGCAAGUGAGGAGAAAUGAAGGCUUCAAGAGAGAUGAUGGCAAUGGGGCUGUGCCAGGCACUGAUGACAUCUCCACCUCAAGUCAAGCUAACUCUCAGCGGGCAAGGCCACAGGAAGCAGCCCUUGAGGGCACUCUGCUCAGUCAAGAAGCGAUGCUGAAGCGUCAGGAGGAAGAAAUGCUGCAGCUGCAAGCCAGAGUGGCCCUCAGGCAGUCCCGACCCAACCUCUACCCAGCAGAUGCAAUCAGGUCCUCAGUGCUUGACAUCACCAGAGAUCCACUCAGAGAGAUAGCCCUGGAAACAGCCAUGACACAAAGGAAACUGAGGAAUUUCUUCGGCCCCGAGUUUGUGAAGAUGACCAUUGAGCCCUUCAUCUCCUUGGACCUGCCCAAGUCCAUCUUGACUAAGAAAGGGAAGAAUGACGACAGCAGGCGCAAGGUGAACGUCAUGAUCCUGAGUGGGCAGAAGCUGGAGCUGACCUGUGACACCAAAACCAUCUGUAAAGAUGUCUUUGACAUGGUGGUUGCCCACAUUGGCUUGGUGGAGCAUCACUUAUUUGGGUUGGCUACUUUAAGAGACAAUGAGUUCUUCUUCGUUGACCCUGACCUAAAGCUGAGUAAAGUAGCUCCAGAAGGAUGGAAGGAAGAGCCAAAGAAGAAGAACAAGGCCCCUGUCAACUUCACUCUCUUCUUUCGCAUCAAGUUUUUUGUGGAUGAUGUCAGCCUGAUACAGCACACGCUGACCUGCCACCAGUAUUACCUCCAGCUGAGGAAGGACAUCCUGGAGGACAGGAUGCACUGUGAUGAUGAGACAGCCUUGUUGUUGGCAUCCCUAGCUCUGCAAGCUGAGUAUGGAGAUUACCAGGCAGAGGUGCAUGGCAUGUCCUAUUUCAGAGUGGAACACUAUGUCCCAGCCAGAGUGCUGGAGAAGCUGGAUCUGUCCUACAUCAAGGAAGAGCUGCCAAAGCUGCACAGCACUUAUGUGGGAGCCUCAGAGAAAGAGACAGAGUUAGAGUUCUUGAAGUUGUGUCAGAGACUGACAGAAUAUGGGGUUCAUCUUCACCACGUGCUGCCUGAGAAGAGGUCCCAGACAGGGAUCCUGCUGGGGGUCUGCUCCAAAGGAGUUGUCAUUUUCGAGGUCCACAACGGUGCCCGUGCCCCUGUGCUGCGCUUCCCCUGGAGGGAGACAAAGAAAAUCUCCUUCAGUAAGAAGAAAAUCACUCUGCAGAACACAUCAGAUGGUAUCAAGCAUGCAUUCCAGACUGACAACAGCAAGACUUGCCAGUACCUCCUGCAUCUCUGCUCUUCCCAGCAUAAAUUCCAACUGCAAAUGAGAACCAGGCAGAGCAACCAGGACACCCAGGACAUUGAAAGAGCCUCCUUCAGGAGCCUGAACCUUCAGGCAGACUCAGUGAAAGGCUUCAGCAUGGGCCGGGCCAUCAGCACCGGCAGCCUGGCCAGCAGCACCCUGAACCGCCUGGCCGUGCGCCCCCUCUCUGUCCAGGCAGAGAUCCUCAAGAGGCUCUCCUGCUCCGAGCUCUCCCUCUUCCAGCCCCUGCAGGGCUCUGCCAAGGACAGGAAUGAGAAGGCAUCGUGGGAGGAGAGGCCCAGGGUGAUGAGCAAAUCCUUCCACGACCUGAGUCAGAGCCACAUCUCGGUUUACCCCCCGAGGAGAAAUGUGAUUGCUGCUUUGGACUCUUCCCCCCAGAAGAUUGAAGACCUCAUGGGAAGAGUCUUUCAGCAACUGCCCAAAUUUGAGCCUGGCUUAGCAGCAGCAGCUGCAGGAGGAGGAGGAGGAGCAUCAAAGCUGAACAAUUCAAAAUCUCAUGCAGGUUUAAGUAGAAGCCCUGAAAGAAAGAAAACUGAAUCAGACUCCUCCUCCAUGGAAGAUUCCGGCCAAGCCUAUGUUGUAGGUGUCAGCAUGAGCACUCCAGGAGCUCUUCCAUCAUCCAUGCUGUCAAAAGAGAGUGAUGACUCUCUGCAAACAACACAGAGCAGAGUUGCCUCACCAGAAAGAGAGAUCACCUUGGUGAACUUGAAAAAGGAUGAGAAGCUGGGCUUAGGCUUCCAGAUCAUGGGUGGAGAGAAGACUGGGAAGCUGGACCUGGGCAUUUUUAUCCAUUCCAUUAUUCCUGGAGGCCCAGCAGACUUGGAAGGAUCUCUCAAACCAGGGCACCGCCUGAUAUCUGUCAACAGCACCAGUUUGGAAGGGGUCAGCCACCACGCGGCGCUGGAGAUCUUGGAGAGUGCUCCUCAGGAUGUGACCCUUGUUAUCUCUCAGCCCAAGCCACCCAAAGCAUCAUCUCACGCUGCACGCAGCAGCAAUGGAAGCAAGAGCUAUCUAAGGAGGCCAUCAUCAGUGCAGGACAACGAGGCAGAGUCCUCUUCAGAAGAGCGCAGCCACUCCCGUGGUCACCAGAGGCCAGGGAGCCUGUCUGGAGGCAAGCGGGACGGCAGCCUCAGCUCCCAGGAUUCCAGAACAGAGAGUGCCAGCCUGUCUCAGAGCCAAGCAGCCAGCUUCUUUGGCAAGGCUGGAAGUGGGAGAGCCCAGCAGGAUCCUCAGCAUCACUCCCAGGCUGGGCUCUCCAAACUCAAUGAGAAGAGAAGGUCCUCAUCCGACAGCCUCCGAGCCAAACCCAAAAGGCCUGGGGUGGUGGAGUCUGUGGAAUAUUCUGACCGAGGGGAUUCUGACAUGGAUGAAGCAACUUACUCCAGCAGCCAGGAGCAACAGCCAGCUAAAAAGGAAUCUUCCUCAGUGCCUCCAGCCAAAAAAUGGAGCUGUAAAAAGGUUACUGGAACCCUUCUUAAACCUGGAGAUAUCUUUGAGGUUGAACUAGCCAAAAAAGAUAACGGCUUGGGAAUAAGUGUCACGGUACUGUUUGACAAGGGUGGUGUCAACACCAGCAUCAGGCAUGGUGGCAUUUAUGUGAAAGCAAUCAUUCCUAAGGGAGCAGCUGAAGCAGAUGGCAGGAUAGAAAAAGGUGACCGUGUCCUCUCUGUCAAUGGCAUCAGCCUGGAAGGUGCUACCCACAAGCAAGCUGUUGAAACCCUGAGGAACACUGGGCAGGUGGUACAUCUGCUGCUGGAAAAAGGUCAGCUGUCAGGAGCCAAGGUUCAUGCUCCAGUGACCCCCCAGUGCACCCCUCCAAGUCACCUGGGGCAGUGUGAUGCACAGGAGAAAGCAGCCACAAGGACAACACACACCAGAGAUUACAGCUUUGUCACUGCAGAGAACACCUUCGAGGUCAGGCUGCUGAAGAACAGCUCAGGCCUUGGCUUCAGUUUCUGCCGUGAGGAUGACCUCGGCCCCGAGCAGCUGGGCUGCACCAUGGUGAGGGUGAAGAAGCUGUUCCCCGGGCAGCCGGCAGCCGAGAGCAGGCAGAUCGAGGUGGGGGACGUCAUCCUGCAGGUCAACGGCGCCCCGCUCAGGGGCCUCUCCCAGCAGGAAGUCAUCUCUGCUCUGAGGGGAACCUCUCCAGAGGUGUCUCUCCUGCUGUGCCGGCCGCCAGCCGGUGUGCUCCCUGACAUCGACCCUUCCUUGCUGACCCCUGUCCAUUCACCCCAACAAGUAUUCCCAGAGGUCAGCAGGGGAGUCUCUGGUCCAGCAAACGGAGAGCAAGGAGACAGCUCCGAUGAGAACGAGGCCACGGAGCUGGGCAGGAAGAGCCUCAAAUCCCCCUCCCGACGAGACAGCUACAGUGACAGCAGCAGGAGUGCUGAUGAGGAGGGGAUGGAGUCUGCAGCACAGGAGGGCCUUGGCUGGAGACCUGCUCUGUACCAGGCUGCAGAUGAAGCUGGGAGCCAGGCACAGGCAGGGCAGGAGGAGGCUGUUCGCACCGUCCUGUACGCCGACCCAGAGGCUGCUGGCAGGGCAGAGCUGGAGGACAGUGAUCUGCUGUUGGAUUUGCCACCCAUCCCAACCUGUAGGACUGUUCCUGAGGUUCCCACAUCUCUUCUGCUAAAGGACUCUUCUGCUGCUCCUGCUGCUGAGCCAGCUCCACCCCUGGCAGGAAUGGAUUCCCUCCUCAGCCAGCUGGAGAAAAGCACUGAGGAAUAUGAGCCAGAGGCUGAGCUCCGAGUCACCAUGACCAAGUCAGAAAAGGGCAGCCUGGGUUUCACAGUCACCAAAGGCAGUGACAGCGUUGGCUGCUACAUCCAUGACAUUGUUCAGGACCCUGCCAAAAGUGAUGGGAGGCUCCAGCCUGGAGACAGACUGAUAAAGGUGAAUGAUGUGGAUGUCACCAACAUGAGCCACACCGAGGCUGUCAGCUUCCUGCGCGCCGCCCCCAGGACCGUCCGGCUGGUGCUGGGCCGGGUGCUGGAGCUCCCCAAGAUGCCAGUCUUGCCCCACCUGCUGCCUGAUAUCACUCUGGUGUGCCACAACGAGGAGCUAGGUUUGUUGUUGUCAGGAGGUCAUGACAGCCUUUACCACGUGGUGUACAUCAGUGACAUUGUCCCCAGCUCUGUUGCUGCCAGAGAGGAGAGUCUCCAUGCACUAGAUAUUAUCCAUUACAUUAAUGGAGUAAGUACCCAGGGGAUGACUCUGAAAGAAGCCAAAAGGAUGCUGGAAACACACCUCCCGAAAGUGGUGCUCAAAGCAACCAGAGACGGCCAAGCAGUGCUUCCAAAAUGCAAGAGCCCUGCUGGCUCUGAGCCCUGGCCAGUCAAAGCUAAUGGCUGCUCCUGUGCUGAUCCCUGGGAUAAAGCAGAGAAGCCAGCUGAUGCCUGUGGGCCCAAGCUCAAUGCCAAUGGCAUCCUCGGAGCUGCUGAGGCAAAGCCAGGCAACAGCAUCCACCACCCCCAGGGGCUGAUGGACCUCUCUGCAUCUGGAGAUGCUCCUUCCCUUGGCUUUCCCAAGCAGGGGUCAGAGUGUUCUAAGCACAGUGACAAAGCAGAAGCAGAGCUUCCAGAUGAUGAGUAUUAUGAUGAGGAUGACCACAAUGAAGUUGUGCAGUAUCUGCUGGAUGUGGUGGAUGAGGAAGCUCAGAACCUCUUGAAUCGUAGCAGUGAGACUUCAGAGGAUCAGAAUCUUCUCCAGCUCCAGAAGGCUGCAUCCAGAGACCCCCUGCCAGCAGAGAUGAAUGGCAAGCUGGCAGAAGAUAAGUCUGAAGACACAGACUGUGAUGGAUCAUCUCUGCCUGAAGACCUUUCUGAGGCAACUCAUGAAAAUGGUUGUGAGGACUGCUGUGAAGGGACAGCCAUGCCAGAAAGAUCUCCUCCAGCAGCUCCCUUGAGCCCAGCAGAUGAAGAUGAAAUCACGUGGGGAAGCGAGGAGCUGCCGAUGGAAUCGGUCAGCCAGGAGCCUCUCCAUAAAGAUUGCCCUUCAGUGCCAGAUGAAGAGAUCUCUGCCCUCCCUGCUGUGAAUGUGCUGCCUGGAGGCAAGUACUCAGGAGCCAAACUGAAGUCAGUGAUCAGGAUGCUGCGUGGAUUGCUGGAACAGGGAGUCCCUUCUAAAGAGAUUGAAAACCUGCAGGAGUUAAAACCUCUGGAUCAGUGCUUGAUUGGCCAAGCAAAGGAGAACAGGAAAAAGAACAGAUAUAAAAACAUUCUUCCUUAUGACAGCACCAGGGUGCCCCUGGGGCUGGAGGGAGGCUACAUCAACGCCAGCUUCAUUCGCAUGCCUGUGGGGGACGAGGAGUUCGUCUACAUCGCCUGCCAGGGGCCCCUGCCCAGCACGGUGGCAGACUUCUGGCAGAUGGUCUGGGAGCAGCAGUGCAGUGUGAUUGCCAUGAUGACUCAGGAGGUGGAAGGAGAGAAGAUCAAGUGCCAGCGCUACUGGCCGGACGUGCUGCACAGCAGCACCAUUGUCAGCGACAGGCUGCGCCUGGCCCUGCUCAGGCUGCAGCACCUGAAGGGCUUCACCAUCAGAGUGCUGCGGCUGGAGGAGAUCCAGACAGGGGAAGUGAGGCACAUUUCCCACCUCAACUUCACUGCCUGGCCUGACCACGACACCCCCUCGCAGCCUGAGGAGCUGCUGACCUUCAUCUCCUACAUGAGACACCUGCACAGGGCAGGGCCCAUCGUCACCCACUGCAGCGCCGGCAUCGGCCGCUCCGGCACCCUCAUCUGCAUCGACGUCAUCCUGGGCUUGAUCAGCAGGGACCUGGAGUUUGACAUCUCGGACCUGGUGCGAACCAUGCGCCUGCAGAGACAUGGGAUGGUGCAGACAGAGGAUCAGUACAUUUUCUGCUAUCAAGUUGUCCUUUAUGUCCUAAAUCACCUCCAACAAGAAGAGCAGCAGAAGGCCACAUAG
This is a messenger RNA of Indicator indicator, 7539 nucleotides long. RefSeq names its product protein tyrosine phosphatase non-receptor type 13 (gene PTPN13). The transcript is spliced from 47 exons. Gene Ontology annotation, cellular component: nucleus; cytoplasm; cytoskeleton. Lineage: Eukaryota; Metazoa; Chordata; Aves; Piciformes; Indicatoridae. The coding region runs from base 1 to 7539 and encodes 2512 amino acids. Gene Ontology annotation, biological process: peptidyl-tyrosine dephosphorylation. The record is from RefSeq and is a predicted model, not a curated record. Gene Ontology annotation, molecular function: protein tyrosine phosphatase activity; phosphatidylinositol 3-kinase regulatory subunit binding.